Messenger RNA from Ciona intestinalis (vase tunicate), 913 nucleotides. NCBI's taxonomy places the organism in Eukaryota, Metazoa, Chordata, Ascidiacea, Phlebobranchia, Cionidae. The record is from RefSeq and is a predicted model, not a curated record.
ACGUGCGAAUUUUAAAUUUUCCCAAUUUCAACACGUUUUUAGAUCUAAAAGUUGCUUGCAGGUUAUAAAUUUGCACCAGUUAUAAGAUUUCAAGUGUGUAUUUUUAAUAAAUUUUGAGUUCAACUCAGUACAUACGUUAAUAUAAUCCAUUUGACUGACUUUUGUUGGAAAAUGACGUCAAACGGUGACGUCACUCAAUCUCCUGACGUCACGACUGCCCAACCAACAGUAAUGAAAGCGGAAGUGCCAAGGUAUGACUGGUAUCAAACUGACAGCCAAGUGGUCGUCAGUGUUCUCGUGAAGAAAACCAAGAAAGAAAACGUUAAUGUUGAAUAUAGUGAGAACCAUCUAGAUGUCACCAUUGAGCCAACCCCGGAACAACCAAAACAAUAUCAUCUAAGUUUAAACCUUUCGCAUCCUGUGGUCGCACACAAAUGCCAGACCAAGCAUUAUGCAACGAAAAUUGAAUGUAAAAUGACUAAGAGUGAACUUUUACGCUGGGCUGGAAUAGAAGGUGACACAGAUACUAUAAAGCCAGCAGUUAUAGCAGCGGCAAGUCCUACACCAGAUGUACCAGUGAAUAAAUAUCCAUCAUCUGCGCAUUAUACAAGAGAUUGGGACAAGCUUGUUUGUGACAUCAAAGAGGAAGAGAAAAAUGAGAAACCUGAAGGAGAAGCUGCAUUGAAUCAACUCUUUCAACAAAUAUAUAAAGAUGGGAAUGAUGAGACAAGGAAGGCAAUGAACAAGUCAUUUAUGGAGUCAGGUGGAACAGUACUUAGCACAAAUUGGAAUGAGAUCCAGCAAGGCCAGGUUGAAGUUAAACCACCAGAUGGGAUGGAGUUUAAAAAAUAUGAGCAAUAAUAUAUGUUGUUGUGUUUGCAGUUUGCGUAAAAUACAAGAUGAUUGAAAUACA